Messenger RNA from Emericellopsis atlantica, 1650 nucleotides. Its product is annotated as ribosomal protein S5 domain 2-type protein. The coding region runs from base 164 to 1240 and encodes 358 amino acids. Gene Ontology annotation, biological process: L-threonine metabolic process. The record is from RefSeq and is a predicted model, not a curated record. Gene Ontology annotation, molecular function: homoserine kinase activity; ATP binding. NCBI's taxonomy places the organism in Eukaryota, Fungi, Ascomycota, Sordariomycetes, Hypocreales, Bionectriaceae. The transcript has 2 exons.
CUAACGGGGCAACGACUGGAGGGGCAGGCGCGACCGGGAUGCUCCACCGAGUCCGACUUCGGGCCCGAAAACACCAUCACGAAAAACCUCAUUCAAGAAUCCCAUUCUGUGGCCCGUGAGCUGGCGAAACAUUGGCAUUGCAUUUGAAGCGGUCAGACACACCAUGGACUCCUUCAUUAUCAAGACGCCCUCAUCGAGCGCCAACAUUGGCCCUGGCUUCGACGUCAUUGGCCUCGCGCUCUCCAUCUACCUGGAACUCCACGUUACUGUUGACCGAACAAAGACGUCUUCCAAUGAGCCGCUGAACUGCAAGGUCACCUACGAGGGCCAGGGCGAGGAUUCUGGAGACAUCGACUUGGACCCACAGAAGAAUCUGAUCACACGGGUUGCGCUCUAUGUCCUGCGCUGUCACGGACAGAGGUCUUUCCCAGUCGAGACGCAUGUGCACAUCAAGAACCCCAUACCUCUGGGCAGAGGGCUGGGCAGCUCAGGAGCAGCGGUUGUCGCGGGUGUGGUGCUAGGCAAGGAGGUAGGAGGGCUGAACCACCUGACGGACGAGCGUCUAUUCGACUACUGUCUCAUGAUCGAGAGGCAUCCCGACAACGUGGGCGCUGCCUUGUUCGGUGGCUUUGUUGGCACCUAUCUCAAGCCCUUGAGCCCCGAGGACACAGCUCGCACCGAGAUCCCUCUGAGUGAGGUUCUGCCAGCACCAGCUGGUGGCGUCGACACGGGCGAGACACCCCCUGACCCGCCCCACGGCAUUGGGCAUCACAUCAAGUUCCCCUGGACCAAGGAGAUCAAGGCCAUCGCCAUCAUCCCCGACUUUGUCGUCCCCACACACAAGGCCCGCGAGGUACUGCCCGAGAAGUACGUGCGACCCGAUGUCGUCUUCAACUUGCAGCGCAUAGCUCUGCUGCCGGUAGCGUUGGGCCAGUCGCCACCUGACCCAGAACUCAUCCAUCUCGCGAUGCAGGACAAGAUUCAUCAGCCAUACCGCCAAUUGCUGAUUCCAGGUCUCAAUGAGAUUGUGGAUAGCAUGUCGCCCAAGAAGGACCCUGGAUUCCUGGGCGUAUGCUUGUCCGGCGCAGGCCCCACGAUUCUGGCACUGGCUACGCACGAUUUUGAGACCAUUUCCGGGAAGAUUAUUGCCAAAUUGAGAGAGUUUAACGAUGACAAGAAUCUCAAGUGCGAAUGGCAGGUGCUGGAGCCUGCUGAGGGUACCAAGGUUAUCAGGGCCUGAGGUCUGGGCUCAAUAAUGAUGUUAUGAUUCUAUAGACACCAAAGAUCUACCAUGUCGAGACCAAAAGACUUGCUAUUCGAAGUAUUCGGGUACUGCUAGACGUGCGUCGGGCCACUUGGACUGUUUGUACCGCCCUUUCGUCAUUCCGUCUCCAACAACUUGUAAUCAACAUUGGUUGGGAGACAGGGCAGUAUGGCCACGUAUUUUUGAUACAGGCGCUGUGCCUAUGAUUUAGACGGCUUCCUUUCAAUCUGAGGCCAAACAAAAACGCUUGAGAUGUAGUAGUUAGUAGACAAAUGUUGACCCAGGGGCCAGGGGCAGAGUGGCCAAUUUGUUGAGAUCUAUAUCUGCCCUACCCUAGAGUCGAUUUAGGUACCUUACCCUGAUAGAUCAACAGAUCUACGGCUGGU